AUGGCUACCAGAGAGCCGUUUCCAACUCAACAGUUGGCCAUUCUUGCUCUUUGCCGACUCGCCGAGCCCAUUGCCUUCGCUUCGAUUCUGGCCUACAACUACCCCUACGUUCGAGACAUAAGAGGCUCCCCAGACAAUGCCGCCUUCUACGCAGGUCUGCUCGUCUCGGCCUUUGCCGUAACUGAAGCCAGCACCGCUGUGCUGUGGGGGAUGCUCUCUGACAGAUGUGGAAGAAAGCCCAUUGUCCUCUCCGGGCUCCUCGGCGUCGCCUUGUCAAGCCUAGUCUUCGGCCUUGCAGAGAACUACUGGCUGGCCCUUGCUGCCAGGGCAAUUGGAGGUCUGCUCAACGGCAAUGUAUCCGUCAUGCAGACCAUGGUUGCCGAGAUGGUGAAGUGCCCAGAGCAUGAGCCGCUUGCGUACAGCAUGAUCCCAUUCAUGUGGUUCUUCGGCUCUAUAAUCGGCUCAUCCAUGGGUGCGCUUCUCGCAAAGCCUGCCUUGCUAUCGCCAAUCUUUAAAGAGACCAUCUUCGACCAAUAUCCCUACUUGCUCCCGAAUCUGGUUGCAGCCGGUUUCAUCGUGUUUGCCGUCGCUGUGGGGACGCUGUUCCUGAAGGAGACCAGGGACGUGACCGCGUCCGAGAAGGAGACUUGCAGUGGUCAAGAUGAUGAAGAAUCGCCGCUUCUCCCAAACGGCCAAUCAUCCAGGCACCAGCGCGAGUCUGUUACUCGUGUGCCUACUGCUCAUAUGUUGCGAACGUCAGAUGGCGUCGGUGACAGUCCUUCGGACGACUUGGUUUCGGGGACCGAGGAGAUCACGGCACCCAAGCCAUCACCACGCUGGAAUCGAAACAUGGUUCUCCUGAUCCUUCAGCUAUCCCUUGCCUCCUACCUCCAGAUGGUAUACGGUGUCCUAAUGCCCAUCUACCUUGUUGAUGCUCCAUCACCAGGAGCUGCAGAGGGGCAGUUUGACCCGCGCGGCGGCAUCGGCUUCUCGGUGCGCCAGGUCGGGGGCGUCAUGUCGGUGAAUGGCUUCGUCGCCAUCAUGGUCCAGGGCGUCAUCUUCACCCCGUUUGUUAGGCGGGUUGGCAUAUGGAAGUCCUUCGUCUGGCUGACGGUCUUCGCGCCACUGUCGUAUGCGGUCGUGCCCCUUAUCACAAUGGUCCCUCGCUCGCACACACUCGCCGCAAUUUACUCCAACCUGGUCCUGCAGAACUUCAUGAACAUCAUCAUCUAUCCAUGCCUGCUUAUCCUGCUCAAGGACGCAACGCCUUCGUUGUCGAUUCUCGGCCAAGUCAACGGCGUGGCCAUGGCGUGCUGCUCUGGAGCCAGGACCAUUGCUCCGCCCUUGGCUGGUUAUGUAUACGGUGCCGGAGGUUCAGCCGCAGGCUGGUGGAGUAUCACAUUGGUUGCGGUGAUUGCUGGGUUGCUCGUCCCAACCAUCAGGCGCCCAGCUCUUGCUGAAGAAGUGCGAGACGAGAGUGGCGAUUAA
This is a messenger RNA of Clonostachys solani, 1488 nucleotides long. The record is from the annotation of a GenBank genome assembly. NCBI's taxonomy places the organism in Eukaryota, Fungi, Ascomycota, Sordariomycetes, Hypocreales, Bionectriaceae.